This is a messenger RNA of Xiphophorus hellerii (green swordtail), 5272 nucleotides long. It is a transcript of the gene sack1c, whose product is annotated as family with sequence similarity 83 member C. Lineage: Eukaryota; Metazoa; Chordata; Actinopteri; Cyprinodontiformes; Poeciliidae. Gene Ontology annotation, molecular function: protein kinase binding. The record is from RefSeq and is a predicted model, not a curated record. The transcript has 5 exons. The coding region runs from base 316 to 2124 and encodes 602 amino acids. Gene Ontology annotation, biological process: signal transduction.
CAACAGGUGAGCAGAACACACACACCUGACCCCAGGCUGCUGCAACACAACACCGCGCAGAGGAGGCGGCCGCGGCUCGGAGAGGGACAUUCUGACGGACAGGGCCGGGAACCAGAGAAGCCGGGACCAUUUCAGCGCCCCGAACAGAACCAAACUGUCAUUUACUCUCUUUAAUCUGGAGGCAGGUCGGCGCGGAUUAUUGAUCAGAUUUAAUCCGCUUUCUGCUUUAAAAAUAGCGGCGAUGCUUCAGGACUCCCAGCGCAGCAGCGACUAGUUCCAGGUUUCAGGUCGAUAGUCUCCCAGUCCGGCAGCACCAUGAUCAGCUCCGAGGGCCUGCGGCCGGCCCCCGCCGGCAGGAAGCCGCUGGGGAAGCUCGCUUCCCGGCUGGAGGAGGUGAAGAACCCGUGGAGGGAGGGCUCCAAGCUGGAGCUGAGCCACAACGAGGCGGCGCGGCUGGCCACGGACGCGCUGCUGGAGCACGGGGAGAAGGAGUACCGGCGGGUCCUGGCCGAGGAGCGGGAGCUCAACUUCCUGUCCCCGCUGGAGAUCCGCUACAUCAGCCAGCAUGCCGCCAGCAAGACCUCCGACCCCGACAGCGGCGACCGGGACGACGGGGACGCGGACGCCGUGUCCGAGCUGACCUCCGGGACUUACUUCCCCAUGAUGUCCGACGACGAGCCGCCGAUGCUGGAGCUGGGCUGGCCCGAGACCCCGGUGCGGUUCGGACCGUCGGAGACCCAGAUCUACUUCCAGAGGGACAAAACCCACAACAUCAAGGACCUGAUCCGGUCCAUGAUCAACAAGGCCAAGAAGGUCAUCGCCGUGGUGAUGGACAUCUUCACCGACGUGGACCUGAUGUGUGACCUGAUGGAGGCGUCCAACAAGCGGCGAGUCCCCGUCUACAUCCUGCUGGACGAGAAGAACCUGAGCUACUUCACGGACAUGUGUGUGGCGCUGGACAUUCAGAACUCUCACCUGAAUAACAUGCGGAUUCGCAGCGUCUGCGGCGACACGUACUGCACCAGAGGCGGGAAGAAGUUCACCGGUCAGGUCCUGGAGAAGUUCAUGAUCAUCGACUGUGAGGAGGUCAUCGCCGGCUCCUACAGCUUCACCUGGCUGUCGGCGCAGGUGCACAGCAACAUGGUGAUGCAUUUCUCAGGUUUCAUCACCGACAGCUUCGAUCGGGAGUUUCGCUGUCUGUACGCCGACUCGCAGAUCAUCGACAGGUUCAACUCAGAAGACGAAGAGAUGCCUUAUUUUCCGUCAUUCCAGACCUUCCAGGCCCCUGGGAUCGGCCUGGGGCUCGGCGGGCCCCUGGGUCUGGAUCUGCACUCCGACAGGCAACGGGACCGGAGUUGCUCUGAAAACUCCAGCAGCCAAUCAAGUAACAGCGUUUCCAGCGUUAAGGUCGCUCCGGGGAUGACCUCCAACAACGUCUACAAGGUCACUCAGGGUCAUGAGAAGAAGGAACCCGUCGGCUCGUCUCUGCAAAGCCCAGAGAGGAGAAUCGGUGGUGGGCUGAGGGUGGGAGGCCCGGGAGUCCGAGGUUCUCCCAACGGCGGAACCGGUCACAACCCGAUCACCGACCGCCAACUGCCAACCUACAGCCAGUCAACGGGCAUCGAGUGGAACAAACCCAGCUCAGCCGAACUCUUGCGGGCAAACAUUGGUGGCACUUCUACCAAAUUUCAGGGAUUGGGUUUGUAUGAUCACAAGCCCACCUUGUUUCAAAGUUCUCCAAACACAAACCUGAACCUUAAGAUCCAGACGCCGUCGCCCGUCAACGAGCCCAAACUGCCCCCAAAGCAGAGGACGCCCACCGGCCAGUACCACAACAAGAUGUCCGACAAGCUGCUCUUCUCCUCCAAAGACAAGGAAACCUUCAACUUCCGGCGGUCUCCGUCCCCGCUGAACUCCUCGCCCUGGGGCGGGCCAGAACUCUCCCAGCCAGAGCCGGAGAGCCAGCAGUGCCCGCCGCCGCCGACGUCUCCGCCGGGCCACAUGAGCCGCCAGGACCAGAAGCGGAUGACGCUGGGCCACAGCAAGCUGGACCUGGUGAACCACUACAACAAGCUGAAAAUGAAGCAGGUCUACAGCCGCUUUGAGCUGAAGAGCAAAAACUGAAGGACCGUCUGCGUCCUGCCGCACCGUUCAGACUCAGAGGAGUUUUCUGAACCUUUUCUGUUAACUUUUUAUUUCUUUAUUAUCUUCCACAGCCGGAAAACAUGGAACACUUACUGAGUCGGCCAUUUUGGCUCUGAGACACUGUUCAGUUUCCCUCCUGAAACCGUUUCGCCUCUUCAUGGAAAUAAGGACCAACUGUUGGUUUCAACAGGGGUGUUCAAAGUGCGGCCCAGGGCCAUUUGCAGCCGUCUGAAUGAUUGUGUGUGGCCCCCAACCUCAAUCCAAGGAUGGAUACUUUUUCUUCUUGUAGAGCAAGUUUUUAACAAGGUUUUUUCUUUUAUUUUUUUUUACAGAUACAUAACAUCUUACAAAAAUAUGAGGUACAAAAAAUAGAUUCUCUUAUAUUAACAACUUUUUUGCUUUUGUCUUACCUUUGGAGUAACUAGAACCACAAACAUUGAUCUACUGUUACUCAAAUGCAAAGCAUUCAGCCCAAAUAAGAAAACAAUCAAACUUUUAAAGUCUUAUGAUAAUGCAAAACUUUUAAUGUUUUGGAUCUAAAAUAACUUAAAAUUUCACUUUAUUAUUGAACAGAUACAUUUAAAAAAAGGCUCAAGAAGUUUGUUUUAAAAUACUUUUGCAGCCUCCAAGUGUUGGGAAAAUGUUUGGACACCAGUGGUUGAAAGAGAUUUUUCUGUAUUAGAUUAUUUUAUAUAAUGUUUAUUCUCUAAAAUAAUCUGUUAAUCAUCAGUCAUGCUCUGGAAACAAGAAGGCGUAGCAACGAGCUAACACUGGAUUAAACCUUCAACACUCCAGGAACGUUUUUUUCUAGAUGUUGUAAAUAAAUGCAACCUUAUGAUAAUUUCACUGUAUAAAGAUUUUAUUUUAAAACUUAUUUUAACUGCCCCUCCCUUAAGUGUUAUGUACAAUUACCAGCAAUCUGAAUUCAAGAUAUUUUAAAGUCUUUAAAUCUUCAAAAAAAAGUCAGGUAAUUUAAAUGAGUCUUGUUGAAAUUGUUUCUGUUGAUGUUUUAUUAAAGCAGAAUGCACUGUAAAACAUUCCCAGGUUGAAACUGGCACAAAAGAUUAUUCUGAGAAUAAAGUCAUAACAUUAGGAUUAAGCCAUAAAUCAUAAAGUUAUAACAAUACAAGAAAGGUUGUAAUACAAUAAUAAAGUUGUUCGACAGAAUUAAAUUUUAUGAAAACUCCUACAUGAAAUAUAAUUGACAUUUAAAAUAAGGAAUGUUGAAGAUCUUGAAAAGUUACAUUUUGGUCGGUUUUACAAAUUAGAAAAUAUUUAAUCUUUUAUCACAUCAGCAUUAAGUUGUUAUCAGUAGCAGGACAAUAGUGGAGUCUGUUUGGAAAGAACCACCUGGACCUGCUGAGCGGGUCACAUCAGAUCUUAGUAACUUUAUAAAAGUUUUUUCUCAUAAUUUUUCAUCUUCAUUCUGAUCAUUAAAAAUUAAAAAUCCCCAAUGCGCCGUCGUAGCUUCAGUUAGAGGCUGGAAGCUAAAAGGCACAAAGAUUCCCAAGUUUUUUUUUGUUGUUUUUUUUUUCAAAUUAUACUUUUAUUAAAUUUCAGCAACAACCAAUUAACCGUUCCAGCAUAAAUCUUGCUAAUUUAACAGGAAGCGAAAACAAAUCUAAUAAGUUGCAGCAUUAGUGUGUCAUCCUGACACCCGGGCCGAGUCGAAGGAAAUAGAGAAAUGAUUUAAAGAAUGAUUCUGUACAUAAAAAAAUAUAUAUAUACCACGAUUAGCAAUUGUACCAAUUAAAUUCAUCACCGCACUAAAAGUUGAGAAGUUUUCAAAUUGAAGUGUCUGGAGGACGUUUUUAAUAAACUGCGGUAUCGCUCGGCGUCUCUGUCCCAUAAUCCCUUGCUUCUGUCUGUACUAACAGAUGAGGUAGUCCCAGUUCACCUGUAACGUCUUCAUGUUUCAUCCUCUGUUACACAGAAGGAAGCAGGAAGGAAAUGAAGAGCUUUCAGUGUCUGAAACAAACCACCGCUUGAAAUUCAUGAAGCUUUUUAGCAUCUUCUGAGACUCUUGCAGGAAUUAGCCGGUGCCGUGACUCACCCAGUGGUAGAUGGGACCAAACCGGUCAGUAAAAAAGGAGAAAUGCUACAGACCCGUUGCAGCGUGACGUCUGGACUGCACACUGUGCACUGCCCUAAGUUAAUAACACCUCCAUCUCCAGGUUUCAUUUUGUUUUACCGCAGCAGCACAGCUGCAGACAGCAUGUAAAGGAAUCGUCUUUUUGUCCUGCAGCAGUGGGCUCAACAUUUCUGGAUAUAAAUAAUAACAUCCAGCGGGUCUAAUCUCAGGAUUAGUAAUGAACAUUAAAGCGUCAUCAGCGUAGAGUGUGAUUCUGUUUUCCACAUUUUAUUUUCCUAACUUGCAGAAAAACCCUGUUGGGUCCUCAGAGUGUCGGGAUAAAAACGUAGAGAAGGAAGAACCGUUUACUGGUUUCUGAACGAAUCCGACUCAGUUUGCUGCACAAUCUGAUGUAUUUUUAUUAUUGUCAUUAAAUAAUGAUCAACUGUUUUAUUUUUUUUAUAUGUGCGAUGUUGAAACAGAAAUCAAGCUGUUUAUCUGCAGUUUUUUUGGUUAUGAUCAUAGUUUCCUGGUAAGUCGUGCCUUGAUCAUCCUGCCUUAAGGUUUACAGCCACGUUUCUGACCAACUCUGUCUCUGACCACCUGGAUUGGGUCCAAACUCGAGGUUUCCUCCUGUCCGGCGCAGGAGCAUCAGCAGAAUGAGACCUGAAGGUUUCAGGGCAUUUUCUUCCCAGCAGCUCUGCUGUGAUGUUGUAUAAAACACUGGUUUCACUGGGUUGCUUCUCAAAUCUCCUUUUAUAUCCAGAUUUGUAUAAAACUUAUUGAACUGUUUCUACUUGGAAGUUUUAAGAAUGAAACGCGCCGAUCAUCAGCCGGCACAUCAGGGCUUCAACCUCGGCGUCGAGCAAUAAGGAAUGAUGUUGAUCACAUGUUUUGUGUUUGUUUACGACUAAUUUUUGUAAUUUUUAUUGUUUUGUCUUCAGUUAUUGCCUUCAGCUGAAAUGUGUCAGAAUGUGCAGCCAUCAGUUUACCUGCAGUUUGUCCUGUUUGGCUGAAUAAUCAGUUUAUUGUACAUAUAAAAAAGAUUUCUGAUUA